Molecule: messenger RNA, 2142 nt
Organism: Symbiodinium natans
Lineage: Eukaryota; Dinophyceae; Suessiales; Symbiodiniaceae
Source: the annotation of a GenBank genome assembly
AUGGACCGGAAUUUGAUGGAAGUGGUCAUCUCGAUCAAGCACGACGAUGGCGUGGUCGAGAACCCAGUGGCGCGGGAGUGGGCGGACCGACUGGGAGUGACCGAAAUGGCCGCGAGUCAGAUGAUUGUGGCCUUCUUGCAGCUGCCCCCUAGGCCCUGUAAGCCCCAGCCCAGGCCCCUGCCUGAACGGGUCGCUUUCGCAGAAGUUAUCCUGGCCACGGAUCCGAUGCAGGCUUGGUUCGAGUCGCGCGACGUCUUCGCGAACAGCCGGACCAUCGCGGAACAGAGGCGCUACCGGUGGGGGAAACUUGAGGAUUUGUCGCUCAACCUUUUGGGGCGGACGGCCCAGCAAGUGGUGUGCGAGUGCGUGAGGCCGCUGCGCGAACAUUGGAGGAGAAAAGUAUGGAGAGUGCUCGCCACAUGCGUGCACUGGACCCUGAGCUACCGGCAAAAGCUGGUCAAAAUCAACAACUGCUUCGCGGCGCUAAAAACACACCACCACCUCCUUUACGCGAUGCUCAGCCGCCCGAACGGCGAGCUCACGAGGGCCGGCCAGUACUACUACCAACUGAUCGGCCGGCCCCCUCCCGGCCGGCAGUACGACCGCAACCAACCCCUCAUCCGCGAGGGGCCCAACGAUUACAUCAUGCUCCGGGGGGGCGCCAAAAAGCUGCUCCGCAGCCUCCAGCCCAACGGGAACUACCACUUGACCAAGAUCGGGAAGAGCUUCUUCAAGGACAAGUGGGUGGACUGGGUGGUGCACGUGCCCGUCAUCAUCCGCGGCAUCCGGCGAAACGGCCGGAACCGCGGCAUGCCCUACGAGCGCACGAAGCGCCUGCCCGCGUCCGCGCUCGCGCAGCUCGGGAACCCCGAGCCGAACGACAUUAUUUGGGAGCUGUCCGACGAGAGCUACUACCUGGACGCGCCGAGGGAGUGGACCUUCAGCCAGCAGGCCAUGCAGGUCGUAGACGACCGGGUGGUGGUGGAGACCGUCCUGGAUCAGCCCCUGGGGACUCUGCGGGACGUCUCCUACCAGCUGUACUGCGGCGACGAAAUCCUAGAGUCCGCCUUCGAACAGCGGCCGGACAAGCUUUGCGUCCCUCGGCAGCUCGCGGAGCUGAUGCGGCUGCCGCUGCAGGAGGUGCUUUCGGACUUCGACGCAAUCUGCACCAAAAAAACGUGGCGGGAGCAGGGCAUCACCCCCCGAGAGAUCCGGGAAUUCUGCCUUUGGCGCCAGGCCCCGAUGUUCUACGUGGACUGCCAGGGCUGCCUGCUGGACAAGUACGAGCCUACCGUCAAGGAGCAGCGGGCCGUGGCCUUCACGAGCUGGAACGGCCACGCCUUCUUCUACAAAUCCGCCCGCACCGUCGCGAAGUGCGAGCCGAUCGGGGAGCGGGCCAGGUACCGGGGCGAGAGGAAGCCAGGCGAAACGCCCGAGUUCAAGGAUUGGCGGGAGUGGGAGGGCGAGGUCACCAGCGGUCAUUUCUACACUGAAGACCUGGAGCAGGUCCGGAGGGAGCUCCUGGCCGAGGGGCACUGCCCGAAGGUGGUCAUGCGAAGCAUGAGCGAGUGGCGGUGCCUGCGGCUGAGGGUGCGGGGCGGCGAGGACUGCGUCAUCUCCGCCUUCCACGAAGACCUGGAUGUGCUGCAGGUCUUCCUUCACCUUCUCAAGGCCCGCCGCGAUCCGCCCGGAUCUCGGCAAGCCCUGCUCGCGGAGCAGGCCCAGAACCUCCAGGCACUGUGCCUCGAGUGCCACCGGAACAAAACGGCCCUGGAGUCCUCGCACGCCACGACACUGGAGUCGCGCUUCAGCCGGCGGGCUUACGAGCAGUACGUGGAAUCGCCUCGACUCCCGCCGCUCGUCUUCAAGCUCAACAGCCACAAGCCGGACCACAUCUGCCACGGUAUAGACGUGGCGCGGUGCCGCAAGAACGGCCUGGCCCAUGCCAAGUUCCCGGCGCCCAUCUUCUGCCCCAAGGACAACGUGGAGCAAGCCCGCGAAGGGCACCUGGCGGACCUGACCUACGUGAGGGUUCAGGCUCCAUCCCUUGUGCAGCAUGCUACGAGCUCGCAAUCCGCACGGCUCACUCUUUUUUCACAUGUGUUGCUCGGAAGUCGAAUGCAGUGCAGUGCAGGAGAAUGA